AGGAAGACUGCUUGUAUCUCUUCACUCCAGCUACAGAGGACUUCGGACUGACCAUGGCAUUCGGUGGUAUCCUGAGUGAUGCUGACAUCUCUGCUGCUCUGAAGAACUGCCAAGCUCCUGACUCCUUCAACUUCAAAACUUUCUUUACCCAGUCUGGCCUGAGCAGCAAGUCCGACAAUGAUGUGAGGAACGUCUUUGCCAUCAUUGACCAGGACAAGAGCGGCUUCAUUGAGGAAGAUGAACUGAAACUGUUCCUCCAGAACUUCAGCGCAGGUGCCAGGGCUUUAACCGAUGCUGAGACCAAGGCCUUCCUGAAUGCUGGUGACUCUGAUGGUGAUGGCAAAAUUGGAGUUGAUGAAUUCCAGUCUCUGGUGAAAAACUAAACUUUUUGUUAAAAUCUGAAUCUGUGAAACAUCACAAAAGAUGAAUGCGGGUUUUCUGCGUUAAUCUGAUCCAAGUGAAACCUGGUUUGGCGGAACACAGACGUCUCAUCAAUAUUUCUCCCCCUCAGAAAAGUGGUGUCAUCAUCUGGUGGCGGGAUUCAUUUAUUUAUUCACAAAAAAGCAGUUGUUUUUCUUCAACAUUUUGUGAACCCAGAAAUGGUUACCCUUGCCUACAGUUUAUCAAACAGCCCCUUAAUGAAACCAACAUAUUUAUUCUCAUUUUUAUACUAAUAACAUUGUCCAUUGUUUACACUGUUGAGACUUUUGCAAAUCCAUAAACGUGCAAUUCUUGCUACAGUUUCCUAUGGACUGAGGCAGGCAUAAAAAAAUUGUUCUUAAUAAAUCAAUUUUGGAAUCA
Molecule: messenger RNA, 801 nt
Organism: Xenopus tropicalis (tropical clawed frog)
Lineage: Eukaryota; Metazoa; Chordata; Amphibia; Anura; Pipidae
Gene: ocm4.3
Product: oncomodulin 4 gene 3
Molecular function (GO): calcium ion binding
Source: RefSeq, marked provisional